UAUAAUAUCAAUUUCACUAUUUAUUUAAAUGAUUUGGUUGUUAUUUUUUAUAUCACUUUAAUAACUUGUGCGAUAGCAUUGUUGUUAAUUGUGUUACAUUUCGUUUGAUUCAAUUAUAUUUUGGUGCUCAUUGUUAAUGAUAAUUAAUUUAAUAUUCGUCAUUUGAGUAAUUGUGAAUUAUUAAAAAAUUUCACGUAACAAUAAUGCCAUUUGUAAGACCUGACACAGUACCAUUUCCAUCUAUAUGGCAUCGAUUUGAACGUGUAAAAGAUGGUCGAACACGAAAAUUUUUUGUACAAGAUGCAACAGAAGACAUGUUUCCAUUUCUUUUAGAUCGUAUGAUUGAAUCAUUCUGUCGAAACGAGCCUAUGUGUAAAAGUUUGGAUGUUAUAAGUGAUCCUGAAUCUGUAGACGCAGCGGAAAUAUCAUGGCGUCAAGUUUUAGAACGUAAAAUGUCUCUUGUAUGCUUUGAAGAAGAUCCUGAAAUUCCAGGAAAACCAAUCCGAUUUGUGGGAUGUAAUUUGACGUAUGUAGUGGAAAAAGAUGAUACUCCUUUGGAAGUGAAAGUUGGCGAAAAAUGGAAAACUGUAUACGAUGUCGUAGAUUAUUGCGAACGGGAAGGUAAUAAAGUAUUGAAACCUAGCACAUAUUUGGAUGCUUUAGGUUUAUUAGUUCUCCAACGAUUUCAAGGAAUGUCAAUUGGAACAGAAAUUCUAGAAGCCCGGAUACCACUUUGUAAAGCUUUCAAUAUCCCUGUAACUGUUACAUGCUUUUCAAAUAUAGCAUCACAAAAAGUCGCUUUAAAAUGUAAAUUUGAGGAUUUAUAUGAAAUAUCAUAUGAUGACUUAGAAAAAGUUGAUCCUCGAUUUAAGUUUGAUGUAAAGACAACUAAAACAGUGCGACAGAUAUCCGUUCACGUAACAACAAUGCCAUUUGUAAGGCCUAACACAGUACCAUUUCCAUUUAUAUGGCAUCGAUUUGAACGUGUAAAAGAUGGUCGAACACGAAAAUUUUUUGUACAAGAUGCAACAGAAGACAUGUUUCCAUUUAUUUUGGAUCAUAUGAUUGAAGUAUUUUUCCGAAACGAGCCUGCGUGCAAACAUUUAGAUAUUAAUGGCGAUCCUGAAUCUGUAGAGGCAGCCGAAAUAUCAUUUCGUAAAGUUUUAGAACGAAAAAUGUCUCUUGUUUGUUUCGAAGAAGAUCCUGAAAUUCCAGGAAAACCAAUUCGAUUUGUGGGAUGUAAUUUGACGUACGUGGCAGAAAAAGAUGAUAUUCUUUUAGGUGUGAAAAUUGGCGACAAAUGGAAAACACUAUACGAUUGUAGAGAUUAUUGCAAACAAGAAGGUAAUAAAGUAUUGAAACAUGACACAUAUUUGGAAGCUUCAGGUUUAUCAGUUCUCCAACGAUUUCAAGGAAUGUCAAUUGGAACAGAAAUACUAGAAGCCCGGAUACCACUUUGUAAAGCUUUCAAUAUCCCUGUAACUGUUACAACCUUUUCAAAUAUAGCAUCACAAAAAGUGGCUUUAAAAUGUAAAUUUGAAAAUUUAAUUGAAAUAUCGUAUGCUGAAUUAGAAAAAGUUGAUCCUAGAUUUAAGUUUGGUGUAAAGGCAACUGAAACAGUGCGACGGAUGUAUCGAAUAGUUGAAUAAAU
Chrysoperla carnea is the source of this 1651-nucleotide messenger RNA. RefSeq lists its product as uncharacterized. The record is from RefSeq and is a predicted model, not a curated record. The transcript has 10 exons. Bases 204 to 1649 code for a protein of 481 amino acids. NCBI's taxonomy places the organism in Eukaryota, Metazoa, Arthropoda, Insecta, Neuroptera, Chrysopidae. Gene Ontology annotation, molecular function: N-acetyltransferase activity.